Molecule: messenger RNA, 3313 nt
Organism: Nerophis lumbriciformis (worm pipefish)
Lineage: Eukaryota; Metazoa; Chordata; Actinopteri; Syngnathiformes; Syngnathidae
Gene: clvs2
Product: clavesin 2
Biological process (GO): lysosome organization
Cellular component (GO): membrane; trans-Golgi network; endosome
Molecular function (GO): phosphatidylinositol bisphosphate binding
Source: RefSeq, a predicted model, not a curated record
ACUCACUUUCUGAGCGAACAGACGGCAGCAGCAGCAGCAGCAGACGCUAAUCCUGAGCCCGGCGCACCCCGCCCAACCUCCACCCGACCAGAACCGAACCAGGGAACACAGGGAGCAAAGCCCACGGGCGGGGACACACCUGUGCGUCUGGACCAGAAGCGUAUAGUUGGCAAGCGGGAUGAUUUAAAGACGGUACUGCCGGCGAAUGGAGAGGAGGAUGAUGUAGCAGGUGCUGCCGCAUCGCUCGGCCUCCUCCGCGGGAAAAGGUGAUGCUGUCGGCGCCAUCGCACACAGAGGGAGGAAGAGGUUGCGGCAUGGCGGGAAGCAUCAUCGUUCUCCUAGAGCGGCGUCAAUAAAGUUUAGUAAUUGAGGAUCAUAUGUUGCUGAUGCAUCCUCAGCAUCUCGGGGGGGAUUAGUUGCAGGCCUCCAGCUGGUUCUGAACCGGAGGCCCGCGGGGAGGGAGGAGUAUUCCGUUUGGACCUCUUUCGCCGACAUGACUCACCUGCAGGCGGGCUUGUCCGCCACCACCUUGGAGAAGGCCAAGGCGGAGCUCAAAGAGAACCCAGACACUCUCCACCAGGACAUCCAGGAGGUGCGGGACAUGAUCAUCACCCGGCCGGACAUCGGCUUCCUCAGGACGGACGAUGCCUUCAUCCUCAGGUUCCUGCGAGCCAGGAAGUUCAACCACUUUGAGGCGUUCAGGCUGCUGGCCCAGUACUUUGAGUACCGCCAGCAGAACCUGGACAUGUUCAAGAACCUGAAGGCCACGGACCACGGCAUCAAGCAAGCCCUCAAGGACGGCUUUCCCGGCGUGCUGUCCAACAUGGACCGACACGGCAGGAAAAUACUGGUUCUGUUCGCCGCCAACUGGGACCAGAGCAGGUACACGUUUGUGGACAUCCUGAGAUCCAUCCUGCUGUCCCUGGAGGCCAUGAUUGAAGACGCUGAGCUGCAGGUGAACGGCUUCAUCCUCAUCAUCGACUGGAGCAACUUCACCUUCAAGCAGGCAUCCAAGCUGACGCCCAGCAUGCUGAGACUCGCCAUCGAGGGGCUGCAGGACAGUUUUCCUGCCAGGUUUGGAGGGAUCCACUUUGUGAACCAGCCGUGGUACAUCCAUGCUCUCUACACCGUCAUAAGACCCUUCCUCAAGGACAAAACCAGAAAGAGGAUCUUCAUGCACGGCAACAACCUAAACAGCCUCCACCAGCUGAUCAACCCUGAGAUCCUACCUUCUGAGCUGGGAGGCAUGAUGCCGCCCUACGACAUGGGAACGUGGGCCCGCACGCUGCUGGAGCACGCUUAUGACGAGGAGACUGAAUAUUGUCCAGAGUCCUACACGCUGUCGGUGCAAGACCUGGAGAGAGACCUGGAGAAGGAUUUGUCUCCAAAAACAAUGAAGAGGUCUCAGUCGGUGGUGGAGCCGGGCGUACUAAAACGUCCAGACAAGGUGAAGCGUGAAGAAGACAACAUGCAGCCGCUGCUCUCGCUCGAUUAAAAAGCAGCUGGUAGAAUUCCAGAAUCCUCAGCAGGACACAGACAGAGUCAAGCGUCCUCUUUCGAAAGUCUGGAGAUGCACCUCAACGUCCCACAAUGAGCUUCUGCUGAUGGACUUCCAUGUUUAUUUGAAAAGUGCCAAGUUUGGAAAACUCGAAAAGAUUGUCUUGAAACUCUUCUGUCCUCAGGAAGCACAAGCUCCCUGAUACAACACAACAAAAAAAGAGAUAUUUGAAAAGAAGCUUUCUUUGUUCGAGGAUUUUCAAAAGCUCGGCUUAGGAUCGGCAGAAAGGACAUUUAACCUCCUGGAGACAAGAGACGGAAUAACGAGCAAAUGUCCCUUUACAGGACAUCACUGAUAUUGUCAUUGUCUUCUUCCUUUUUAUCACCACCAGGAAGUUGUAGUCCAACUGCUGUAGGCUAUUAGCAAUUAUUGACUGAAUCAACCUAAAAGGGUGUUUUUUAUGUAUAGAAAGAUCGUUCACAUUUUUAUUUUACAUAAUCAGUGUUAAAUAGAGGCUAAAACCAAAACUAGCUACUCGUUUGUAAAUAUAAACGUGUUAGCAUCAGCUGCUAGCAUAGUGCUCCUCUAUUCUCACUGUCGCCACAGCAGAUUAAAUUAUUGGUGAAUUUUACAGUUCUGAAAAUGUUUAUAUUUAUUACAGGCGCACACUUUUAACAAAAAAACGCCGAUACAAAAAUCAAAAUUGGCUGAAAUGUCGUCAAUAUUAACAGUUAGCGUCUUUCAUGUUGUGAUGACUAUUCACGCAGUGUUAGCGAUGGUUUCCAAAAAGUGUUUAUUCCCAACAUUUAAAAGAGUAUUCCACUCCAAUCAUUUUACUGUGAACCCAGCAGGAAGACAGGCUAAAUUCAGUAGCUUGUUUUCUCGUGAUUCUAUUCCGUUGUUUGCGCUUAAUGUUGUUUGACAUCCUGUCCAAAGUCCACCGCUGACUUGAGCGACAAGGGGACAAGUGAAUGUUGAAACCAUUAAACGUCACAUGGAUGUAACAACAAAUGUAUUUAUUAUGUUACUUUCAUUGAUAAAUAUCACCUUUUACAGUCACUGUAGAUGCUUCCAGUUUCUAGGAUACAAUGUUUACAUUCAAUAAACAUCACUCAGUCACUAAAGCUCACCUGGCUCAACGCUUAAAAUGUUGAAAGUAUUUAUUUUAUUGAGCUGCUGCGUCGUCUUUCAUGCUCCCAGUAAUGUAAGCGAGAAGGAAACGUUAACGUUCUUCAUCGACGAUGCAGAUUGUGGUUACACGGGGCCAAAUUUGUCAUGUGACUCACCACUGCCUCUUCGGGUGGACAGUGGUAUUGUAAGCAAGGGCAGGCGGCGGUAACUUGCUUGUUUGUAACUUAUGUAAAGAAACACAGCAAGUAAAUAUUUUUACUUUUAUGACAAAUACACUUUAUCACACUGAAGGUUUCAUUUAUGUUUUGUUUUUCAACAUUUGAAUGAAAAGUGCUUGUUUAUUGAAGAAAUAUGUUUUGAUGGAAUAUCCCAGCAACUCAAAUAAGAUAUUGUUGAAACAAUUGUUCUAGCAAACUUGUGUCUUUAUCAGAAAAACACAUCAAAUGUGUUGUUUUGCUCCAUCGUGUAAGCAGAGACGCUUGUUUGUUGCUGCAUAAUGAGAAUGAUUUUGGGAGAAAUUGAGCUGUAAAUACAGAAUGUUAUCUUUUAUUUUUGGUCUUCCAGAAAUACAGUGAAAAGUCACACAGAAGUGAUUGUUUAGAUGGACAUUGUUUCACAUAAUGUAUCAUAUUUCACUAAAUGUACUCAUUAUUCACAUUGUUCUUAUUAAAAUGAAGGAUGUUU